Arabidopsis arenosa is the source of this 13680-nucleotide messenger RNA. Lineage: Eukaryota; Viridiplantae; Streptophyta; Magnoliopsida; Brassicales; Brassicaceae. The record is from the annotation of a GenBank genome assembly.
CAAGAUAUAUCUGAAGCUUAAAGGACAGUGACAAUGGCUGGCUCGGUUAACGGGUAUCAGAGUGCUAUCGGACCUGGUAUAAAUUAUGAGACGGUGUCUCAAGUUGAUGAGUUCUGUAAAUCACUUGGAGGAAAAAGGCCGAUCCAUAGUAUUUUGAUCGCUAAUAAUGGAAUGGCGGCUGUCAAGUUUAUACGUAGCGUCAGAACGUGGGCUUACGAAACAUUUGGUACGGAAAAAGCCAUAUUGUUGGUGGGGAUGGCGACCCCUGAAGACAUGCGGAUCAAUGCGGAGCAUAUCAGAAUCGCUGAUCAGUUUGUUGAGGUUCCGGGAGGAACCAACAAUAACAAUUAUGCUAACGUUCAGCUUAUUGUGGAGAUGGCUGAGGUAACACGUGUGGAUGCAGUUUGGCCUGGUUGGGGUCAUGCAUCUGAAAAUCCUGAAUUACCUGAUGCUCUAGAUGCAAAAGGAAUAAUAUUUCUUGGUCCUCCAGCAUCUUCAAUGGCAGCACUAGGAGAUAAGAUUGGUUCUUCGUUGAUUGCACAAGCUGCUGAUGUACCUACUCUGCCAUGGAGUGGUUCCCAUGUUAAAAUACCUCCUAAUAGUAACUUGGUAACCAUCCCCGAGGAGAUCUACCGGCAAGCAUGUGUCUACACUACUGAAGAAGCGAUUGCUAGCUGUCAAGUUGUCGGUUACCCAGCAAUGAUCAAAGCGUCGUGGGGUGGUGGCGGUAAAGGCAUUAGGAAGGUCCAUAAUGAUGAUGAGGUUAGGGCACUAUUCAAGCAAGUUCAGGGUGAGGUCCCAGGCUCACCGAUAUUCAUAAUGAAGGUUGCGUCACAGAGUCGGCAUUUAGAGGUCCAGCUGCUCUGUGACAAGUAUGGAAAUGUUUCAGCUCUGCAUAGCCGUGAUUGUAGCGUCCAGAGAAGACAUCAAAAGAUCAUAGAGGAAGGUCCAAUCACUGUGGCUCCGCAAGAAACCGUGAAGAAACUUGAGCAAGCAGCUAGAAGGUUGGCUAAGAGUGUUAACUAUGUUGGAGCUGCUACUGUUGAGUAUCUCUACAGUAUGGACACUGGGGAGUACUACUUCUUAGAGCUUAACCCUCGCUUACAGGUUGAGCACCCUGUAACUGAGUGGAUUGCCGAGAUAAAUCUUCCUGCUGCCCAAGUUGCUGUGGGGAUGGGAAUUCCUCUCUGGCAAAUCCCUGAGAUAAGACGGUUCUAUGGUAUAGAACAUGGUGGGGGUUAUGAUUCUUGGAGAAAAACAUCUGUUGUAGCCUUCGCUUUUGACUUUGAUAAAGCUGAAUCUAUAAGGCCAAAAGGUCAUUGUGUGGCUGUACGUGUGACAAGUGAGGAUCCUGAUGACGGGUUCAAACCAACCAGCGGUAGAGUUCAGGAAUUGAGUUUUAAGAGCAAGCCAAAUGUGUGGGCGUACUUCUCUGUCAAGUCUGGUGGUGGCAUUCACGAGUUCUCGGAUUCCCAGUUUGGACAUGUUUUUGCAUUUGGGGAAUCCAGAGCCCUGGCGAUAGCGAAUAUGGUUCUUGGGCUAAAAGAAAUUCAAAUCCGUGGAGAAAUUAGGACUAACGUUGACUACACGAUCGACCUUUUACAUGCUUCUGAUUACCGAGAAAACAAAAUUCACACUGGUUGGUUGGAUAGUAGGAUUGCUAUGCGGGUCAGAGCUGAGAGGCCUCCAUGGUAUCUCUCUGUUGUCGGUGGGGCUCUCUAUAAAGCAUCAGCGACCAGUGCUGCUGUGGUUUCAGAUUACGUUGGUUAUCUGGAGAAGGGGCAAAUUCCCCCAAAGCAUAUAUCUCUUGUACAUUCUCAAGUGUCUCUGAAUAUUGAAGGAAGUAAAUAUACGAUUGAUGUAGUCCGGGGUGGAUCAGGAACCUACAGGCUAAGAAUGAACAACUCAGAAGUUGUAGCAGAAAUACACACUCUACGUGAUGGAGAGGAAGAAGCUGCAGGAACUCGUCUUCUCAUUGAUGGAAGAACUUGUUUGCUACAGAAUGACCACGAUCCAUCAAAGUUGAUGGCUGAGACACCGUGCAAGUUGCUGAGGUAUUUGGUUUCCGACAACAGCAAUAUUGAUGCUGAUACGCCUUAUGCCGAAGUUGAGGUCAUGAAGAUGUGCAUGCCACUUCUUUCACCUGCUUCAGGAGUUAUCCAUUUUAAAAUGUCUGAAGGACAAGCCAUGCAGGCUGGUGAACUUAUAGCCAAGCUUGAUCUUGAUGAUCCUUCUGCUGUAAGAAAGGCCGAACCCUUCCAUGGAAGUUUCCCAAGAUUAGGGCUUCCAACCGCAAUUUCCGGUAAAGUUCAUCAGAGAUGUGCUGCAACAUUAAAUGCUGCCCGCAUGAUUCUUGCCGGAUAUGAGCAUAAAGUUGAUGAGGUUGUUCAAGACUUACUUAAUUGCCUUGAUAGCCCUGAACUGCCAUUUCUUCAGUGGCAAGAGUGCUUUGCAGUUCUGGCGACACGACUACCUAAAAAUCUCAGGAUCAUGCUAGAAUCAAAGUAUAGGGAAUUUGAGAGUAUCUCCAGAAACUCUCUGACCGCCGAUUUCCCUGCCAAACUUUUAAAAGGCAUUCUUGAGGCACAUUUAUCUUCUUGUGAUGAGAAAGAGAGAGGUGCCCUUGAAAGGCUCAUUGAACCGUUGAUGAGCCUUGCAAAAUCUUAUGAAGGUGGUAGAGAAAGUCAUGCCCGUGUUAUUGUUCAUUCCCUCUUUGAAGAAUAUCUAUCGGUAGAAGAAUUAUUCAAUGAUAACAUGCUGGCUGAUGUUAUAGAACGCAUGCGUCAGCAAUACAAGAAAGAUCUGUUGAAGAUUGUGGAUAUAGUGCUCUCACACCAGGGCAUAAAAAACAAAAACAAACUCGUUCUCCGGCUCAUGGAGCAGCUUGUUUACCCUAAUCCUGCUGCUUACAGAGAUAAACUUAUCCGAUUCUCGACACUUAACCAUACUAACUACUCUGAGUUGGCGCUCAAGGCAAGUCAAUUGCUUGAACAGACCAAACUAAGUGAACUUCGUUCAAACAUUGCUAGAAGCCUUUCAGAGUUAGAAAUGUUUACAGAGGACGGAGAAAAUAUGGAUACUCCCAAGAGGAAAAGUGCCAUUAAUGAAAGAAUAGAAGAUCUUGUGAGCGCAUCUUUAGCUGUUGAAGACGCUCUCGUGGGACUAUUUGACCACAGCGACCACACACUUCAAAGACGGGUUGUUGAGACUUAUAUUCGCAGAUUAUACCAGCCCUAUGUCGUUAAAGAUAGCGUGAGGAUGCAGUGGCACCGUUCUGGUCUUAUUGCUUCCUGGGAGUUCCUAGAGGAGCAUAUGGAAAGAAAAAACAAUGGCUUGGACGAUCACGAUACAUCUGAAAAAGGAUUGGUUGAGAAGCGUAGUAAGAGAAAAUGGGGGGCUAUGGUUAUAAUCAAAUCGUUGCAGUUUCUGCCAAGUAUAAUAAGUGCAGCAUUGAGAGAAACAAACCACAACGACUAUGAAAAUGCCGGAGCUCCUUUGUCUGGCAAUAUGAUGCACAUUGCUAUUGUGGGCAUCAACAACCAGAUGAGUCUGCUUCAGGACAGUGGGGAUGAAGACCAAGCUCAGGAAAGAGUAAACAAGCUGGCCAAAAUUCUUAAAGAGGAAGAAGUGAGUUCGAGCCUCUGUUCUGCUGGUGUUGGUGUAAUCAGCUGUAUAAUUCAGCGAGAUGAAGGACGAACACCCAUGAGACAUUCCUUCCAUUGGUCGAUGGAGAAACAGUAUUAUGUAGAAGAGCCGUUGCUGCGUCAUCUUGAACCUCCUCUGUCCAUUUACCUUGAGUUGGAUAAGCUGAAAGGAUACUCAAAUAUACAAUAUACGCCUUCUCGAGAUCGUCAAUGGCAUCUGUAUACUGUUGCAGACAAGCCAGUGCCAAUCAAGAGGAUGUUCUUGAGAUCUCUUGUUCGACAGGCUACUAUGAACGAUGGCUUUAUGUUGCAGCAAGGACAGGAUAAGCAGCUUAGCCAAACACUGAUCUCCAUGCCGUUUACGUCGAAAUGCGUUCUGAGGUCUUUGAUGGAUGCCAUGGAGGAACUGGAACUGAAUGCCCAUAAUGCUGCAAUGAAACCAGACCACGCACAUAUGUUUCUUUGCAUAUUGCGUGAGCAGCAGAUAGAUGAUCUUGUGCCUUUCCCCAGGAGAGUUGAAGUGAAUGCGGAGGAUGAGGAAACUACAGUUGAGAUGAUCUUAGAAGAAGCAGCACGAGAGAUACAUAGAUCUGUCGGAGUGAGAAUGCAUAGGUUGGGCGUGUGCGAGUGGGAAGUGCGGCUGUGGUUGGUGUCCUCUGGACUGGCAUGUGGCGCUUGGAGGGUUGUGGUUGCAAACGUGACAGGCCGUACAUGCACUGUCCACAUAUACCGAGAAGUUGAAACUCCUGGGAGAAACAGUUUAAUUUACCACUCAAUAACCAAGAAGGGACCUUUGCAUGGAACCCCAAUCAGUGAUCAAUAUAAGCCCCUGGGAUAUCUCGACAGGCAACGUCUAGCAGCAAGGAGGAGUAACACUACUUAUUGCUAUGACUUCCCGUUGGCAUUUGGGACAGCCUUGGAACUGUUGUGGGCAUCACAACACCCAGGAGUUAAGAAACCAUAUAAGGAUACUCUGAUCAAUGUUAAAGAGCUUGUAUUCUCAAAACCAGAAGGUUCUUCGGGUACAUCUCUAGAUCUGGUUGAAAGACCACCGGGUCUCAAUGACUUUGGAAUGGUGGCGUGGUGCCUAGAUAUGUCGACUCCCGAAUUUCCUAUGGGACGAAAACUUCUCGUAAUCGCGAAUGAUGUCACCUUCAAAGCUGGUUCUUUUGGUCCUAGAGAGGACGCGUUUUUUCUUGCUGUUACUGAACUCGCUUGUGCCAAGAAGCUUCCCUUGAUUUACUUGGCAGCAAAUUCUGGUGCCCGACUUGGGGUUGCUGAAGAAGUCAAAGCCUGCUUCAAAGUUGGAUGGUCGGAUGAAAUUUCCCCUGAGAAUGGUUUUCAGUAUAUAUACCUAAGCCCUGAAGACCACGAAAGGAUUAGAUCAUCUGUCAUUGCCCAUGAAGUGAAGCUUUCUAGUGGGGAAACAAGGUGGGUGAUUGAUACGAUCGUUGGUAAAGAAGAUGGUAUUGGUGUAGAGAACUUAACAGGAAGUGGGGCAAUAGCGGGUGCUUACUCAAGGGCAUACAAUGAAACUUUUACUUUAACCUUUGUUAGUGGGAGAACGGUUGGAAUCGGUGCUUAUCUUGCCCGCCUGGGUAUGCGGUGCAUACAGAGACUUGAUCAGCCGAUCAUCUUGACUGGCUUUUCUACACUCAACAAGUUACUUGGGCGUGAGGUCUAUAGCUCUCACAUGCAACUUGGUGGCCCGAAAAUCAUGGGCACAAAUGGUGUUGUUCAUCUUACAGUCUCAGAUGAUCUUGAAGGCGUAUCAGCAAUUCUCAACUGGCUGAGCUACAUUCCUGCUUACGUGGGUGGUCCUCUUCCUGUUCUUGCUCCUUUAGACCCACCGGAUAGAACUGUGGAGUAUGUCCCAGAGAACUCUUGCGACCCACGAGCGGCUAUAGCUGGGGUCAAAGACAAUACCGGUAAAUGGCUUGGAGGUAUUUUUGAUAAAAAUAGUUUUAUUGAGACUCUUGAAGGCUGGGCAAGGACGGUAGUGACUGGUAGAGCCAAGCUCGGCGGAAUACCCGUUGGAGUUGUUGCAGUUGAGACACAGACGGUAAUGCAGAUCAUCCCAGCCGAUCCUGGACAGCUUGACUCUCAUGAAAGAGUGGUUCCACAAGCAGGGCAAGUCUGGUUUCCUGAUUCAGCGGCCAAGACAGCCCAAGCGCUCAUGGAUUUCAACCGGGAAGAGCUUCCGCUGUUUAUCCUAGCGAACUGGAGAGGGUUUUCAGGUGGACAGAGAGAUCUUUUCGAAGGAAUACUUCAGGCGGGUUCAACUAUAGUAGAAAAUCUGAGAACUUAUCGGCAGCCAGUGUUUGUGUACAUCCCAAUGAUGGGAGAGCUGCGCGGUGGUGCAUGGGUUGUUGUUGACAGCCAGAUAAAUUCGGAUUAUGUUGAAAUGUAUGCCGAUGAAACUGCUCGUGGAAAUGUGCUCGAGCCAGAAGGGACGAUAGAGAUAAAAUUUAGAACAAAAGAGCUGUUAGAGUGCAUGGGAAGGUUGGACCAGAAGCUAAUCAGUCUCAAAGCAAAUCUUCAAGAUGCCAAGCAAAGUGAGGCCUAUGCAAACAUCGAGCUUCUCCAGCAGCAGAUUAAAGCCCGAGAGAAACAGCUUUUACCAGUUUAUAUCCAAAUCGCCACCAAAUUUGCGGAACUUCAUGACACUUCCAUGAGAAUGGCUGCAAAAGGAGUGAUCAAAAGUGUUGUGGAAUGGAGCGGCUCGCGGUCCUUCUUCUAUAAGAAGCUCAAUAGGAGAAUCGCUGAGAGCUCCCUUGUGAAAAACGUAAGACAAGCGUCUGGAGACAACUUAUCAUAUAAAUCUGCAAUGGGUUUGAUUCAGGAUUGGUUCUGCAACUCUGAUAUUGCAAAGGGCAAAGAAGAAGCUUGGACAGACGACCAAGUGUUCUUUACAUGGAAGGACAACGUUAGUAACUACGAGUUGAAGCUGAGCGAGUUGAGAGCACAGAAACUACUGAAUCAACUCGCAGAGAUUGGGAAUUCGUCAGAUCUGCAAGCUCUACCUCAGGGACUUGCUAAUCUUCUAAACAAGGUGGAGCCUUCAAAAAGAGAAGAGCUGGUGGAUGCGAUUCGAAAGGACUAUUUGGCUUGGUUACCAAGUUUUGUGAAAAUGGAGAUGAGAGCUUUGGUUUCUUCGUGUUCUUCUGGUAAUGGAGGUUCUGAUCCGUUUAGCUUCACGAAUGUUUCUCCAUGGAUCAAAACAGUUGGUGAUAUAUCUGAAGCUCAAAGGACAGUGGUUUUACCGGGUGGCUCGGUUAAUGGGUAUCAUCAAAGUGAAGUAGUACCCGGUAGAAAUGAUGGGACGGUGGCUGAAGUCGAUGAUUUCUGUAAAGCUCUUGGAGGGAAAAGGCCAAUUCAUAGUAUUUUGGUUGCUACUAAUGGAAUGGCAGCUGUGAAGUUUAUACGUAGUAUCAGAACAUGGUCUUACGAAACAUUUGGCACGGAAAAAGCCGUAAAGUUGGUGGCGAUGGCAACUCCUGAAGAUAUGCGGAUUAAUGCGGAGCAUAUCAGAAUUGCUGAUCAGUUUGUUGAGGUUCCGGGAGGAACGAACAAUAACAAUUAUGCUAAUGUUCAGCUUAUUGUAGAGAUGGCUGAGGUAGCACGUGUGGAUGCAGUUUGGCCUGGUUGGGGUCAUGCAUCUGAAAACCCUGAAUUACCAGAUGCUUUAAAGGCGAAAGGAAUCGUAUUUCUUGGUCCUCCUGCAGCUUCAAUGGUAGCAUUAGGGGAUAAGAUUGGUUCGUCGUUGAUUGCUCAAGCUGCUGAUGUACCUACUCUGCCAUGGAGUGGUUCCCAUGUUAAAAUACCUCCGGGUAGCAGCUUGGUAACGAUCCCCGAGGAAAUCUACAAGAAAGCUUGUGUGUACACAACUGAAGAAGCAAUUGCUAGUUGUCAAGUUGUUGGUUACCCAGCAAUGAUCAAAGCAUCGUGGGGUGGUGGCGGUAAAGGCAUUAGGAAGGUUCAUAAUGAUGAUGAGGUUAAGGCUCUAUUCAAGCAAGUUCAGGGUGAGGUCCCUGGGUCGCCGAUAUUCAUAAUGAAGGUUGCUUCACAGAGUCGGCAUUUGGAGGUCCAGCUGCUGUGUGACCAAUAUGGGAACGUAGCAGCUUUGCAUAGCCGUGAUUGUAGCGUCCAGAGAAGGCAUCAAAAGAUCAUAGAGGAAGGUCCAAUCACCGUCGCUCCGCAAGAAACCGUCAAGAAACUUGAGCAAGCAGCUAGAAGGUUAGCUAAGAGUGUUAACUAUGUUGGAGCUGCUACUGUUGAGUAUCUCUAUAGUAUGGACACUGGGGAAUACUUCUUCUUAGAGCUUAACCCUCGUUUACAGGUUGAGCAUCCUGUAACCGAGUGGAUUGCCGAGGUAAAUCUUCCUGCUGCUCAAGUUGCUGUCGGGAUGGGAAUUCCUCUCUGGCAAAUCCCUGAGAUAAGACGGUUUUAUGGUAUGGAACAUGGUGGAGGAUAUGAUUCUUGGAGGAAAACAUCUGUUGUAGCCUCCCCUUUUGAUUUUGAUGAAGCUGAAUCUAUAAGGCCAAAAGGUCACUGUGUAGCUGUACGUGUGACAAGCGAGGAUCCUGAUGACGGGUUUAAACCAACCAGCGGUAAAAUACAGGAAUUGAGUUUUAAGAGCAAGCCAAAUGUGUGGGCGUACUUCUCUGUCAAGUCUGGUGGAGGCAUCCAUGAGUUCUCAGAUUCCCAGUUUGGACAUGUUUUUGCUUUUGGGGAAUCCAGAACCAUGGCCAUAGCAAAUAUGGUUCUUGCGCUGAAGGAAAUUCAAAUUCGUGGAGAAAUCAGGACUAAUGUUGGCUACACGAUCGACCUUCUACAUGCUUCUGAUUACCGGGAAAACAAAAUACACACUGGUUGGUUGGACCGUAGGAUUGCUAUGCGGGUUAGAGCAGAGAGACCUCCAUGGUAUCUCUCUGUGGUCGGUGGGGCUCUAUAUAAAGCAUCAACGACCAGUUCUGCUGUAGUUUCGGAUUACGUUGGUUAUCUAGAAAAGGGGCAAAUUCCCCCAAAGCAUAUAUCUCUUGUGCAUUCUCAAAUGUCUCUGAAUAUUGAAGGAAGUAAAUAUACGAUUGAUGUAGUCCGGGGUGGAACAGGAACCUACAGGCUAAGAAUGAACAACUCAGAAGUUGUAGCAGAAAUACACACUCUACGUGAUGGAGAGGAAGAAGCGGCAGGAACUCGUCUUCUCAUUGACGGAAAAACUUGUUUACUACAGAAUGAUCACGAUCCUUCAAAUCUGAUGGCUGAGACACCAUGCAAGUUAUUGAGGUACCUGGUUUCAGACAACAGCAGUAUUGAUGCUGAUAUGCCCUACGCAGAAGUUGAAGUCAUGAAGAUGUGCAUGCCACUUCUUUCGCCUGCGUCAGGAGUUAUCCAUUUCAAAAUGUCUGAAGGACAAACCAUAGAGGCUGGUGAACUCAUAGCCAAGCUUGAUCUUGAUGAUCCUUCUGCUGUCAGAAAGGCCAAACUCUUCCGUGGAAGUUUCCCACGAUUAGGGCUUCCAACGGCAAUCUCCAGUAAAGUUCAUCAGAGAUGUGCUGCAACUUUAAAUGCUGCUCGCAUGAUUCUUGCCGGCUAUGAGCAUAAAGUAGAUGAGGUUGUUCAAGACUUAAUUAAUUGCCUUGAUAGCCCUGAACUGCCAUUUCUUCAGUGGCAAGAGUGCUUUGCAGUCCUGGCGACACGACUACCGAAAAAUCUCAGGAACAUGCUAGAAUCAAAGUACAAGGAAUUUGAGAUUAUCUCCAAAAACUCCCUGACCACAGAUUUCCCUGCCGAACUCUUAAAGGGCAUCCUUGAGUCUCAUUUAUCAUCUUGUGAUGAGAAAGAGAGAGGUGCCCUUGAACGGCUCAUUGAACCAUUGAUGAGCCUUGUGAAGUCUUAUGAAGGUGGUAGAGAAAGUCAUGCCCGUCUUAUUGUUCAUUCCCUCUUUGAAGAAUAUCUGUCAGUAGAAGAAUUAUUCAGUGAUAACAUGCUGGCUGAUGUAAUAGAACGCAUGCGUCAGCAAUACAAGAAACAUCUAUUAAAGAUUGUCGAUAUCGUGCUUUCACACCAGGGUAUAAAAAACAAAAACAAACUUGUUCUACGACUCAUGGAGCAGUUCGUUUAUCCUAAUCCUGCUGCAUACAGAGAUAAACUUAUCCGAUUCUCAACACUUAACCAUACUAAUUACUCUAAGUUGGCACUCAAGGCGAGUCAAUUACUCGAACAGGCCAAACUAAGUGAACUGCGUUCAAAUAUUGCUAGAAGCCUUUCAGAAUUAGAAAUGUUAUCAGAAGAUGGAGAAGAUAUGGAUACUCCCAAGAGGAAGAGUGCCAUUAAUGAAAGGAUGGAAGAUCUUGUGAGCGCAUCUGUAGCUGUUGAAGACGCUCUCGUGGGAUUAUUUGACCACAGCGAUCACAUGCUUCAAAGACGGGUUGUUGAGACUUAUAUUCACAGAUUAUACCAGCCUUAUGUCGUUAAAGAAAGUGUGAGGAUGCAGUGGCACCGGUCUGGUCUUAUUGCUUCUUGGGAGUUCCUAGAGGAGCAUUUUGAAAGAAAAAACAUUGGCUCAGAUAAUCACGAGACAUCUGAAAAAGGAAUUGUUGAGAAGCGUAGUAAGAGAAAACGGGGGGCUAUGGUUAUAAUCAAAUCGCUGCAGUUGCUGCCGAGUAUAAUAAGUGCAGCAUUGAGAGAAACAAACCACAACGACUAUGAAUAUGCCGGAGCUCCUUUAUCUGGAAAUAUCAUGCACAUUGCUAUUGUGGGCAACAACAAUCAGAUGAGUCUGCUUCAGGACAGCGGGGAUGAGGACCAAACUCAGGAAAGAGUAAACAAGCUGGCCAAAAUACUUAAAGAGGAAGAAGUGAGUUCAAGCCUCUGUUCUGCCGGUGUUGGUAUGAUCAGUUGUAUAAUUCAGCGAGAUGAAGGACGAACACCAAUGAGACAUUCUUUCCAUUGGUCGAUGGAGAAACAGUAUUAUGUAGAAGAGCCGUUGCUGCGACAUCUUGAACCUCCUCUAUCCAUAUACCUUGAGUUGGAUAAGUUGAAAGGUUACUCAAAUAUACAGUAUACGCCUUCACGAGACCGUCAAUGGCAUAUGUAUACUGUUACAGACAAGCCAGUGCCAAUCAAAAGGAUGUUCCUUAGAUCUCUUGUUCGACAAGCUGCAAUGAACGAUGGGUUUAUGUUGCAGCAAGGGCAGGACUACCAACUUAGCCAAACACUGCUCUCCAUGGCGUUUACGUCAAAAUGCGUUCUAAGGUCUUUGAUGAAUGCCAUGGUGGAACUUGAACUGAAUGCACAUAAUGUUGCCAUGAAACCAGACCACGCACAUAUGUUCUUAUGCAUACUACGUGAGCAGCAGAUAGAAGAUCUUGUGCCUUACCCCAGGAGAGUUGAAGUGGAUGCGGAGGAUGAAGAAACUACAGUUGAGAUGAUCUUAGAAGAAGCAACACGAGAGAUACAUAGGUCUGUCGGAGUGAGAAUGCAUGGAUUGGGUGUUUGUGAAUGGGAAGUGCGACUGUGGUUGGUGUCCUCGGGACUGGCAAAUGGCGCUUGGAGGGUCGUGGUUGCAAACGUGACAGGCCGUACAUGCACUGUCCAUAUAUACCGAGAAGUGGAAGCUACUGGGAGAAACAGUUUAAUCUACCACUCAAUAACUAAGAAGGGACCUUUGCAUGGAACUCCAAUCAAUGGUCAAUAUAAACCACUGAAUAAUCUGGACAGGAAACGUCUAGCCGCAAGGAGGAGUAACACUACUUAUUGCUAUGACUUCCCCUUGGCAUUUGAGACAGCAUUGGAGCUGCUGUGGGAAUCACAACACCCGGGAGUUAGGAAACCAUGCAAGAAUACACUCAUCAACGCCAAAGAGCUUGUAUUCUCCAAUACAGAAGGUUCUUCGGGUACAUCUCUUAUUCCGGUUGAACGACCAGCUGGUCUCAAUGACAUUGGAAUGGUGGCCUGGAUCUUAGAGAUGUCGACUCCUGAGUUUCCUAUGGGACGGAAACUUCUCAUUGUCGCCAAUGAUGUCACAUUCAAAGCUGGUUCUUUUGGUCCUAGAGAGGAUGCAUUUUUCCUUGCUGUGACUGAACUGGCUUGUACCAAAAAGCUUCCCUUGAUUUACUUGGCAGCAAAUUCUGGUGCCCGACUCGGUGUAGCUGAAGAAGUAAAAGCCUGCUUCAAAGUUGGGUGGUCGGAUGAAGUUUCCCCCGAGAAUGGUUUUCAGUAUAUAUACCUAAGCUCUAAAGACUAUGCAAGGAUUGGAUCAUCUGUCAUUGCGCACGAAGUGAAGCUCCCUAGUGGCGAAACAAGGUGGGUGAUUGAUACAAUUGUUGGUAAAGAAGAUGGUAUUGGAGUUGAGAAUUUAACAGGAAGUGGGGCAAUAGCGGGUGCUUACUCAAGGGCGUACAAUGAAACUUUUACGCUAACCUUUGUAAGUGGAAGAUCGGUCGGAAUCGGUGCUUACCUUGCCCGCCUGGGCAUGAGGUGCAUACAGAGACUAGACCAGCCGAUCAUCUUGACUGGCUUUUCUACGCUCAACAAGCUACUUGGGCGUGAGGUGUAUAGCUCUCACAUGCAACUUGGUGGUCCAAAAAUCAUGGGGACAAAUGGUGUUGUUCAUCUUACAGUCUCUGAUGAUCUUGAAGGCGUAUCAGCAAUUCUCAAGUGGCUGAGCUACAUUCCUGCUUAUGUGGGUGGCCCUCUUCCUGUUCUUGCUCCUUUAGAUCCACCGGAGAGAACUGUGGAGUAUAUCCCAGAGAACUCUUGUGACCCACGAGCUGCUAUAGCUGGGAUUGACGACAAUACUGGUAAAUGGCUCGGUGGUAUCUUUGAUAAAAAUAGCUUUGUUGAGACUCUUGAAGGGUGGGCAAAGACAGUAGUGACUGGUAGAGCUAAGCUUGGGGGAAUUCCCGUCGGAGUGGUUGCUGUCGAGACACAAACUGUAACGCAGAUCAUCCCAGCAGAUCCUGGACAGCUUGACUCUCAUGAAAGAGUAGUUCCGCAAGCAGGGCAAGUCUGGUUUCCUGAUUCAGCAGCUAAGACAGCUCAAGCGCUCAUGGAUUUCAACCGGGAACAGCUUCCAUUGUUUAUCCUAGCAAACUGGAGAGGUUUUUCAGGUGGGCAGAGAGAUCUUUUCGAAGGAAUACUUCAGGCGGGUUCAACUAUAGUAGAAAAUCUGAGAACAUAUCGGCAGCCAGUGUUUGUGUACAUCCCAAUGAUGGGAGAACUGCGAGGUGGAGCGUGGGUGGUUGUUGAUAGCCAGAUAAAUUCGGAUUAUGUUGAAAUGUAUGCUGAUGAAACUGCUCGUGGAAAUGUGCUUGAGCCUGAAGGGAUGAUAGAGAUAAAAUUUAGAAGGAAAGAGCUGUUAGAGUGCAUGGGAAGGUUGGACAAGACGCUCAUCAAUUUGAAAGCAAAUAUCCAAGAUGCCAAGCAAAACGAGGCUUAUGCAAACAUCGAGCUUCUCCAGAAACAGAUUAAAACCCGAGAGAAGCAACUUUUACCAAUUUAUAUCCAAAUCGCUACCAAAUUUGCUGAACUCCAUGACACUUCCAUGAGAAUGGCUGCAAAAGGAGUGAUCAAAAGUGUUGUGGAAUGGAGUGGCUCGCGGUCAUUCUUCUAUAAAAAGCUCUAUCGGAGAAUUGCAGAGAGCUCUCUUGUGAGGAACAUAAGAAAAGCUUCUGGAGACAUCUUAUCAUAUAAAUCUGCUAUGGGUUUGAUUCAGGAUUGGUUCAGAAAAUCUGAGAUUGCAAAGGGGAAAGAAGAAGCUUGGACAGACGACCAACUAUUUUUCACAUGGAAGGACAAUGUUAGUAACUAUGAGCAGAAGCUGUGUGAGUUGAGAGCGCAGAAACUGCUGAAUCAACUUGCAGAGAUUGUGAAUUCGUCGGAUUUGCAGGCUCUGCCACAAGGACUUGCUAAUCUUCUAAACAAGGUGGAGCUUUCAAGAAGAGAAGAACUGGUGGAUGCGAUUCGAAAAGUGUUGAAUUGAUGAUAUCUAUAAGAGGUUUAGCUUCUGUUCCAAUAAAGAUGGUGUUUUGGA